This is a messenger RNA of Pseudocercospora fijiensis CIRAD86, 537 nucleotides long. RefSeq lists its product as uncharacterized. The coding region runs from base 1 to 537 and encodes 178 amino acids. The record is from RefSeq and is a predicted model, not a curated record. NCBI's taxonomy places the organism in Eukaryota, Fungi, Ascomycota, Dothideomycetes, Mycosphaerellales, Mycosphaerellaceae. The transcript has 3 exons.
AUGAAAUUAUCCAGAGACUGUCUGCUGAAGACAUCGCCCGAUCACCUAUCACCACCAUCUCAAUCCUCCUCACAACCGGCCGGCUACCUGCUAUCCGAGCCAGCCGACACAACCAUCGCACUCCGAAAAAAAAAAGAUCUACAAAAACACGAGUCAAAGCUCUCGCAUGAGGUUACAACGCUUACAAAGUCUGAUACAAGUGAUCGACUUCACGUCGUCUCGUCGAAUUCAGCUAACACGUGGAUCUCACAUGAGUUUGGAACUUAUCGCAGUCCCUGCGCUGAAGAUCGUAGCAUCCUUUCUUCGACAUCUCCAUUAUCCAGAAACGCCCCGGACGAAGGAUGGGAACGUGUCGACAACGUGCUUGAACUUGCCGAGACUACAGUCGCGCGACAUUUCAACGAUCCCGAACGAAACGAAACGAGGGAUUUUGUGCGUGGCAUCCACGUGCUGGGACAUUCGGCAGGAGUCUUGCAUAGAUACGAGCUGAAGACGGGAGACUCGUGGUUGCCACGUGUCUGGAUGGCUCUCUUGUAG